Messenger RNA from Beauveria bassiana ARSEF 2860, 678 nucleotides. RefSeq names its product Acyl-CoA N-acyltransferase. The coding region runs from base 1 to 678 and encodes 225 amino acids. NCBI's taxonomy places the organism in Eukaryota, Fungi, Ascomycota, Sordariomycetes, Hypocreales, Cordycipitaceae. Gene Ontology annotation, molecular function: acyltransferase activity, transferring groups other than amino-acyl groups. The record is from RefSeq and is a predicted model, not a curated record. The transcript has a single exon.
AUGGAGCAAACAGUUAUUGACUUGAUCAAUGUCAAGACGACCCAGACAGCCCCCUACCUCCGCGUCGCCGACCGGCCCGCUCACGAGACGGCGCGCCUCGUGCUCCGAUCCUUUACCGCCGCCGACCUCGCCAGCUUCCACGAGCUCCGCACGCAGCCCGAGGUCAUGAUUUACACGUCGCAAGGCCGUCCCGACGCCUCCCUCGCGGAGACGCAGACCAAGCUCGACCCGUUCCUGUCGCCGCGCGGCGACGACCUCUACGUGCUGGCCGUGGUGGAGCGUGCGACGGGCGCGCUCGUCGGCUCCGUCGGCUCGCAUCUGCGGACUGACGAGCUCGGCUGGCCCGCGCUCGGCUACAUGCUGCGCAAAGAGGCCUGGGGCAAGGGCUACGCGACCGAGGCGCUCGCGGGCUUCCUCGAGGUGUGGUGGUCGCUGCCGCGCGAGGAGACGGCGCUGGUGGUGGACACGAGCACGGUGCCGGGGCCGGCAAAGGCGGUCGGGGGAGCGGAGGAGGUGACGGUGACGGAGCAAAUCGUCGCUAUUACGAUUGAUUCGAAUGUGGCGAGCCAGAAUGUGCUGCGCAAGUCGGGCUUCAAACUGGUCAAGAAGUGGAUCGACACGGAGAAUCCGCCGUUGCUACCGUUAUGUUUUGCAUGGUCUCUUGAGCGACCACAAUAG